Messenger RNA from Clonostachys solani, 1560 nucleotides. Lineage: Eukaryota; Fungi; Ascomycota; Sordariomycetes; Hypocreales; Bionectriaceae. The record is from the annotation of a GenBank genome assembly.
AUGGAGUGGCCAGUCAAGAAUAAGCAUCUGCCAAUAUCGCCCAACUAUGGCCGAAGCGAUGCUGGACUACACCCGGUCCCCGAGCCCACGUUGGAGGUCGUCGCUGGCGACAGAGUGGUCUAUGACGAAGGAAAAGAGGUCGUCUCGUCGCCAGGCGCCGGCGAAUCAACCAUAGUCUCUCCCUCAUCACCCUCAGAUUUGACGUCUGCCACGACGCCAGGGCAGGCCAAGAUCAAGCCAUUCGAUGGCCACUACGACGGCCACCACUACCACCACCACGGGAUGGAGGACGACGGGAAAAUCGUGGUGACGAGCUCCUCCAACGACAAACAGCCGUGGUACCGAAAGCCGAUAGUCCUCGCGGGAUUGAUUGUCCUAGCCGUCGUUAUUAUUCUGGCCGCCGUGCUGGGAGGCGUUUUCGGUUCGAGGAGCCGCAACAAUUCGUCGUCGCCCGACUCAUCAUCAGGAAGCACCACCACCACCACAGCUUCAGCAGCGCCGUCCUCGACCGCGACGUCAAUUGCCGCAGACUCACCCAUGGGCGUUUCGGGGUGGAAGAAUGGCGACGAUAACAACUUAUAUGUCGCCUACCAGGCCGCCGACAACUCGCUUAAAUACAGCAAGGCCACGGCGUCGGGGUCACAGACUGAAUUUACCUGGGGGGAGCCGAAGUCGCUCAAGCCGGAAAGCACGCUGGGAAAGAAUGCUGGUCUGACUAUGAGCGUCAGUGUCGAUCAGUCAAACGACGCCAACUCACAGAUCCAGCUUAGCCUUCUAUAUGUCAACGAGACCUCGUACAUCAACGGCCUGACUUACGUUACCGGGGGACAGGCGGAAGCCAAGGGAUUCACGACCUCCGAUAUCAACCAGCAGCCUUUCAAAGUGGCCGAGAACAGCACCCUGUCCGCGUAUUGGCCCUUCAUGUUAUACCAGAAUACCUCGGGUGUUGUCCACGCCCUUUGGUACGAGUCGGAAACCCCAUACGUUCCUUACAGUCUCUCAGCUACGGCCGCGUCGAAAUCGAAUCUGGCCGUGGUGCCUGUUUCACGAAACGUCACCAAAAUCAGCGGGAAAGGCUUCUGGGCAAUCUUCUACCAGAACCAGAACGGGAAGAUAGUCGCCACUCCGGACCCGGGGUUCUGGGACGAAAAGCGUGCUGAUGACCUUGUCACCAUUGUCAGCACCUGGAAUUCUACGUUUCCAGAUAUCACACUUGCAAUUGGAAGCUCGUUCACGGCAUUCUCACUUGCGCGCGGAGACAACGACAAGGUCAACACAUUUCUCCUGUAUCAAGAUGGUUCGGAUAUCAAGCAGGCCUGGAUCAACAACGACAACGGCUGGCAGAUCUCAUCACCCAAGCUCCUACAAGGGGCAGACAGGGGGACGCACAUCGGAUGCAUAACCCCCGCCGUGUGGAAGAGCGACCGCACGUUUUCCGAAAAGCUCCUGGCAGAAGAAUCGGACUUGUCGAAAUGCUACUUCCAGAAAGGUGGCAAGCUCUUCGAGGUCCGGCUGGAAGGCAAGGACUGGGUGGACUUGAAAGAGAUUUCAAUACCGUAA